AUGGGCGGGGGUGGCUUCACUGCCAACGCGAGCCGCAGGUCUGUGCUGAGCUCUAGGAUGAGAGGCGAACUGGAGAGAUAUCUGGCUGCCUCUGGGUCGCUGAAGCUCUGGGGCCACAUCUGCUACCUGUCCGUUCUGGUGACACUGAACGAGGUUCUGUACAGGAUUGUCUGUGAUGAGAUCACGGAUGAGGAUGUGGCCCGUGUGAACGGGAAUGUGGCGUUUGUCUGGGACUCGCAGCUCGGCUAA
Molecule: messenger RNA, 249 nt
Organism: Symbiodinium sp. CCMP2592
Lineage: Eukaryota; Dinophyceae; Suessiales; Symbiodiniaceae
Source: the annotation of a GenBank genome assembly